This is a messenger RNA of Coregonus clupeaformis (lake whitefish), 1200 nucleotides long. Its product is annotated as tumor necrosis factor ligand superfamily member 10. NCBI's taxonomy places the organism in Eukaryota, Metazoa, Chordata, Actinopteri, Salmoniformes, Salmonidae. The record is from RefSeq and is a predicted model, not a curated record. Gene Ontology annotation, molecular function: tumor necrosis factor receptor binding. Gene Ontology annotation, cellular component: membrane. The transcript is spliced from 6 exons. Gene Ontology annotation, biological process: immune response. The coding region runs from base 208 to 1179 and encodes 323 amino acids.
UUGCACAGCAGUCGUCGGGCCAAAGAGGAAUGAAUAGGUUUUACCCUGCUUUCUCCUCCCACGCAAAACUGAAUGGAAGGACUCUUUCGGACUCGGAAUAGCAGUAGACACACUCAUGUAGCCUUGGCACUGAUUUAAUUUACCCGUCCCAUCAGCGAUUUCAUUGUUGUGUUUUUUGAAGGAUACUUAUGCGUCGGGAAUGCCACCAUGGCCACGCCGAACAGCCUUCAGCAGCAGGAUUACUUCAGAAGCGUCAGCAGCGAAUCCACCACGUAUAUGAUGGUCCCGGCCACGGCGGCAGCGGCAAACACGCGUCGCGAUGCCGCGCCGUCCAAGAUGUGGGUCGCUAUGGUGGUGAUUGUGGUGGUCGUUCUACAGAUUGCCUCUACCACAGGUCUGUUCGUCUACCUGAAUAUGUCGAUAUCACAGGUGCGUAGCCAGGGUGUGACAGAGGAACUGAAGUGCCUCAGUCUGCUGAAUGCUCUGGAUAAAGACCAGGACAUCCCAGAGAACCUGGCUCAGCUGUUUGGAGAACCCUGCAUCAAGCUGGCAGAGGGCAUCAAGGCCUACAUCUCAAAGGUGACCGAGAACAUAAUCUCCAAGCAGACGUUUCAAGAAGCGAGAACGUUACCUCGCACCUUCAACACUUCCGGGUCAAAGUUUGCGACCUCUGUGACCCAGCGGCCGUCAGCCCACCUGACCCUCAGAGACAACAGUGCUCAAGGGUCUCCUUCGUACCCCACCCCCCAGCCCGACCUCCACCAAUCAUGUCGCCACCCCGUCCGUUCCUGGGCCAAUCAGAGCUUUGGAGCCCAUCUUCACAACAUGACCUUAGCCAAUGGGAGGCUGCGUGUGCCCCAGGAUGGGCGGUACUACCUGUACUCACAGGUGUACUUCCGCUACCCAUCCCUUAGUGAAGGGGACCAGCCUACAGCCAGUCACCAGCUGGUCCAGUGUGUGUACAAGAAGACGUCCUACCUGCGGCCCAUCCAGCUACUGAAGGGUGUAGGGACCAAGUGCUGGGCCCCAGACGCGGAGUACGCCCUCCACUCUGUGUACCAGGGAGGGCUGUUCGAGCUAAGGGCCGGGGAUGAACUCUUCGUCUCAGUCUCGUCCCCCACCAUGGUCCAUGCGGAGGAUUCAUCAAGUUAUUUUGGGGCGUUCCGUUUGGACCUGUAAAGAUGGAUGGGAUGGAGAAGA